This is a messenger RNA of [Torrubiella] hemipterigena, 1370 nucleotides long. The record is from the annotation of a GenBank genome assembly. NCBI's taxonomy places the organism in Eukaryota, Fungi, Ascomycota, Sordariomycetes, Hypocreales, Clavicipitaceae.
CGUACCUCCAUAGCCUUCUUUCAAGGAUAUAGUAGUUACCAGAAGUGUGGCGUCCAUCUUUGUUACGAAAUACGAGUAGGUUUCGUUUUCGCCAAACCAAUUAACAACCUGUUUUUGACUGGGUAGAGAAUGUUGGAUGGUGGUAGUCAGCACGAUUGCUAUUGAAGUAUUAAAUCGUCGCAUUAACCGCAACCAAGUUGUAGAAGAGAGACAAGGAGUCAACCAGAUUAAAGGACCUUUGACCAACUGCCUUCGUAGACAUUUUUCGCGUCGCAAUGGCUGACGGAAAACCCAUCUUAGGUAGCCUCUACGUGUAUGCUCCCAAUAAAGGAGCUCCGAUCUUCUUUGCCGUGGCCUUUGGUAUGUCUGCCGUAUUCCAUAUUUGGCAAUGUUUCCGAUAUAAGGCCUUCAAGUUAAUUGGACUACACCCUCUGUGUGCUGUGUUAUUCACGGCUGGGUAUGCUCUUCGAGAAUACGGGGCCUACAACUACAUCUACGAUCCAAACACGCCAAGCCUAAUUCUGUUUGUUCUGAGCCAAGUCCUGAUUUUUAUUUGUCCACCUCUCCUUGAGCUUGCCAACUACCACAUCCUCGGUCGGAUAUUCUAUUAUAUUCCUCACAAGGCGCCCUUGCCACCAAGCCGCGUCCUUGCCAUCUUUGGUGCUCUCAUGGCUCUUGUCGAAGCCCUGAAUGCCAUCGGCGUCGCGUUGCAGGCGAACCCAUCUUCGGCAGGAAGCCAACAGAAACUGGGCAGCGAUCUUACUAUCGCGGCCAUCUCUAUCCAAAUUGGUGUCAUUGUCGCCUUUCUUAUCAUGGCAGGAGUUUUUCAUUGGAGAUGCAAAGCUGCUAAUAUGCUAGUCAAGACGGUGAAGACACCGGUGCUCACGCUCUACACCAGCAUGACGCUCAUCUUUAUCCGUUGCAUCUAUCGACUCGUCGAACAUUUGGGGCCUACGAGCAUCGAUCUUCGCAGUGAAGAGAAGUUGAAGAGUCUUACUCCAGUCUUACGGUACGAGUGGUAUUUCUAUGUUUUCGAGGCUACCCUCAUGCUGCUCAACUCUGUGUUAUGGAAUAUUUGGAACGCUGCUCGCUACCUACCGAAGAGCUAUGCUGUUCACAUAACCGAAGAUGGCCGAGAGGUCAUCGCUGGAUCGGACACCGAUGGAAGGUCAUCACUUGCCAAAAUCGGCAAUGUCUUUACCUUUGGUAUUCUGUUCCGCAGAGAGGUCCGCACAGGAACGUUUCAUGAGCUAAACCAUCUUCCGGCACUCUGAACGGUAAGGGGUCACUUUUUCAUUAUUCAUUUUGUCAUUGUCGUUAUAAUCGUUAAAAUCGGAAUGCAUUUUGCUGUUUGAUUAGAGUAAGCUUAA